Molecule: messenger RNA, 1285 nt
Organism: Xiphophorus hellerii (green swordtail)
Lineage: Eukaryota; Metazoa; Chordata; Actinopteri; Cyprinodontiformes; Poeciliidae
Product: histone H3
Exons: 1
Coding region: 310-720 (136 amino acids)
Cellular component (GO): nucleosome
Molecular function (GO): DNA binding; protein heterodimerization activity; structural constituent of chromatin
Source: RefSeq, a predicted model, not a curated record
AUUUCAAUGCUGAGCACUGCAGUUAGAAAGCAACGCGUUUCGUGACAAGGAUCCGCUCGCAGAAAACCCAACUUUCUUUCCCCCGAAACUGUAAACGCCUCCUCUUUUGUUAGGUAGAUUUCUAUCGCGCUUUAUUUUGAAAUUUCGAAUCUAACCAAUAGCCGAGUCCGCUGCGUUUCACUACGUCAGCAAUGUGAGCCAAUCAGAAGCUCCCUCGCGCCCCCAGCCUCCCUAUAAAGCCCCGCCGCCCGGCUGGAGGAUUCAUCCGUUCACCGUGUGAAACGUGAAGCAGAAAAGCGAGUAAGCGCGAUGGCCCGAACCAAGCAGACCGCCCGCAAGUCCACCGGCGGGAAGGCUCCCAGGAAGCAGCUGGCCACCAAGGCCGCCCGCAAGAGCGCCCCGGCUACCGGCGGAGUGAAGAAGCCUCACCGCUACAGGCCCGGCACCGUGGCUCUGCGGGAGAUCCGCCGCUACCAGAAAUCCACCGAGCUGCUCAUCCGCAAGCUGCCCUUCCAGCGCCUGGUGCGAGAGAUCGCCCAGGACUUCAAGACCGACCUGCGCUUCCAGAGCUCCGCCGUCAUGGCUCUGCAGGAGGCCAGCGAGGCCUACCUGGUCGGCCUCUUCGAGGACACCAACCUGUGCGCCAUCCACGCCAAGAGGGUCACCAUCAUGCCCAAAGACAUCCAGCUGGCCCGCCGCAUCCGCGGAGAGAGGGCCUAACCGCGCACACGGCCUCCGCACGGAACCAACGGCUCUUUUAAGAGCCACCGACGUGCCGACAAGGACAAACUUCCUGCUUCACGCUGAGCCUCAGCUGUGCGAACACACGACACGACACAAACACUGACUUCAACACGUUCACGCGCUUCAGGAGAACAUUUACACGACACCAGACGAAACCACAACACGAACCGCUGCGCUCAAACACUGCCGCCUGCUGGCGGUGUUACAAAUCACUGCUGUUAAGAUGCACCAAUUAUUAUCUAGCCUGAGAAAACUAACCCUUCAUUCAUUCAUUCAUUCAUUCAUUAGGAAAUCAGAGAAUUGAUUUAACCGCCUUAUUCAGCUGCUUGCGUCACUCUACGUCACACACUUCUGCAGAGACACAAACCCGCCCACUUUGAAAAUCUACAUUUUAUCUUUAUAAACCAACUGAACAAUAAGCAAGGGAGAUUUUAACAAAAACCUUGCAAACACUAAACUCACCAAGUUGCAGCAUUUUCAGGACUCGGCCACGUUGAACCUGGACUGAAAGUGGCUUCAGAGCGCGAAGCGUCAACACCGG